This is a messenger RNA of Cryptomeria japonica (Japanese cedar), 1335 nucleotides long. Its product is annotated as receptor-like protein EIX2. The transcript is spliced from 2 exons. Lineage: Eukaryota; Viridiplantae; Streptophyta; Pinopsida; Cupressales; Cupressaceae. Bases 1 to 1335 code for a protein of 444 amino acids. Gene Ontology annotation, molecular function: protein binding. The record is from RefSeq and is a predicted model, not a curated record.
AUGUCUGUGGGUUCUGGAACUGUGUUGAUAUGGAUAAUAAUGCUGCAAGCUCAUUUCACAUUUUCAGCAGCAUGUUUAAAACAUGAGAGAAAAUACUUGCUGGAUUUCAAGGCCGGUCUUAAUCUUUCCUCAGGUCGCUUAUCCUCUUGGCAGGGAUUCAAUUGUUGCGAGUGGGAGGGUUUUUCCUGUGAUUAUCAUACAUCCCAUGUCAUUCGCCUUGACUUAAGUAAUGAUUAUGAUUAUUGGCACUACCACCAGUUGAGUGGGGAGCUUCAUCCAUAUCUGUUUAACCUGCGCCAUCUACAACACUUGGAUCUCGCUAGGAAUGACUUCAAAGGUAUUUCUAUUCCUCCCUUACUGUCAAAACUGGAGAGGCUUUCAUUUCUUAGCUUGUCAAGUGCUGGAUUUGGGGGCGACGUCCCUUUGGAGUUGGCAAAUAUGUCAAGCUUGCGUCAUUUGGAUUUGGGAAAUAGUGAGCGACAUAUGUUUAGGAGUAGUAAGUUUGGUGUAUGGGUAGGAAACCUAAGAAACCUGGAAUUCUUGGAUAUGACUGAAGUGAACCUGACAAUGGCUUCUGAGCACUGGGGCGAGGCCUUUAGCGGUCUUGCCAAUCUUACCCAGAUUCACCUGUAUUGGUGUGAGCUCUCAGGUAAUAUUCCAGAUCUCUCAAACCUCACCCGCUUAUCACAUUUAGAUUUAAGUGGUAACUCAUUCCCGUUUGAACUACCCACCUGGUUUGAGAAUGUGUCCUCAUUGGUUUCACUUGAUCUCGACCACUGUGAUCUUAACGGUUCCAUCCCUUCCAAUUUCAUGCCCCGUUCAAAAUUGAGAGUUCUCAGUAUUGGAAAUAAUAACUGGAAAGGAAAGCUAGCUUUCUUUCUAAACCACUCUUCCUCCCUUGUUGCGAUGUACCUCAACUAUUGCAAUUUAGGACGAGUGAUAUCACCCGUCAUUACACAUUUUUCAAAACUUGAGACCUUGUAUCUCGGAUGGAACAGUCUCCAAGGAGGAACAAUUCCAGAUAGCAUUUUAAAGUUGUCCAGAUUAAAAUUAUUGUCAUUUUCUUCCAGCGGAUUAAUAGGCAACAUUUCACUUCAGCUUUUCAACAAUCUCACUCACCUUCAAGAACUGGACCUUUCUGAAAAUCAGCUUCACAUUAACAUCUCUACUAGCUGGGUUCCUCAGUUUGCCGACCUGGAGCAGCUUGUUUUGGGGUCUUGCAAUAUAGAAGGCAACUUUCCUCCAUUUUUGUCCCAGCUUUUUCAAUUGCAAGUGCUAGAUCUUUCAGAUAACAGCAUUGUGGGAAAUCUACCUUCAUGCAGGCCUGGAAUUUGA